GGCUACGGGAGCCCGCGUUCCAUGUUCAUUGGCUGGGACUCGGAGGCGGGGCUACGUGGAGGACGCACGGAGACGGUGGUCAUGGAGAGAGCCAGCGCUGGCUUCCGGAAGAACCACUGCUUCUGGUGCCCAUGGAGCUGUGGCUGGCUGGCACUGAGCCCUCCUUCCCCCCAGGAGCUGGUGAGCAGACUGCUGCACCUGCACUUCAGGGAUGACAGGACCAAAGUCAGUGGGGAUGCCCUGCAGCUUAUGGCGGAGCUGCUGAGAAUCUUCGUUGUGGAAGCAGCUGUCCGUGGGGUACGGCAGGCCCAGGCAGAAGACAUGGCCCUGGUGGAUGUGGACCAGCUGGAGAAGGUGCUUCCUCAGCUGCUCCUGGACUUCUAGGGGUGUCCACCCCUCCCAGACCAACCCCCAGGAAGUCAGUAUUCCCCUAUAAGCUGCUGUGUCUCCUGUGGCCUGCAGGGCCUGGGCUACAUCCAUACCAGCAUUGACACCCAGUCCCAACAUUGUUCUCUAGCCUCUGAGGGAUGACAAGAUCCUGGAAGCUCCUACCCUUCCUAGUGCCCUCUUGGUCUGUGGCUCACAGGCCCCUGGGGACACACCCUGUGGGUCCUAGGGAAGCAGGUGCAGUGGGGAGGAGAACUGGUCUACUUCCUGGCCACAGCUACUCAAGAUAACCCAUGUGUUUUACAAACCAACCAGCUGCCUUACCACCCCAACAUCAAAGCUGGUGUGUAACUUUUUAGCCACCUGAUACUUCCCUGAGCUGUAACUUUGUCCUGACAAAGAAACAUCAAUAAAUUAACACCUGUCUCCCAG
Chinchilla lanigera (long-tailed chinchilla) is the source of this 819-nucleotide messenger RNA. It is a transcript of the gene Cenpx, whose product is annotated as stimulated by retinoic acid 13. The transcript is spliced from 5 exons. Gene Ontology annotation, cellular component: Fanconi anaemia nuclear complex; FANCM-MHF complex. The coding region runs from base 22 to 384 and encodes 120 amino acids. Gene Ontology annotation, biological process: resolution of meiotic recombination intermediates; replication fork processing; kinetochore assembly. Lineage: Eukaryota; Metazoa; Chordata; Mammalia; Rodentia; Chinchillidae. The record is from RefSeq and is a predicted model, not a curated record.